AUGGAAGAAGAAGCAGGUGCGCUGGAUCGACCGGCGAGCCUGGCGGAGGUGGAGAAGCUUCCCUGGUUGCUGGCCCGGUGGCGCGCCCUCCAGUCCGGCGCCACAGCCGCAGCUGCCAACCCAACGCUGUCCCAGUUCCUCCCCGGUAGUAGUACCUCGACUUCACCGAAAACGAAGACGAGCAGCGAGCAGGACCGGGAGUGGGCGAUGCAGGUGUUGGAGCUGCUCGAGUGGUUCUUCAUCGCCGACGGUCCGCACGUGUGCCUCGCAUUCCUCGACCAUCAGACCCCGGUCAGGCCCGCCGCUGGCGACUGUGGUGCGGGCCAGGGCGACGCAGAUGCCGAGAAGGCGGCCAUCUUCGGGGCGCUGGAGGAGGUGCUGAUGUCGGCCCUGUCGUCGGUGAGCCGGGAGGUCAUCGGCGCUGGGAGCGUGCUGCACCACGCGAGCGUGGGGCCGCUGCUGUGGGACCGGGUGCGGCAGGUCUGUCGCGUCGACGACGAGCUGGUCGCCAGCAGACUGUUUCGGUGCAUGGCCUUCGUCUUCGAAAGGAAUGACAUGUCAGGCGAGCGGCCGCCUUGGGUGAGUGCGACGCAGAACUUUGAGCUGGCGCAAGUGGCGCUGGUGCAAAUGCGGGAGCACAGCAACCCGAACCUGAUUGUCGCUUUCAUAGACGAACUGCCGCUGGACAAAUUGCUGAUAGCUACGGACCAGCUGGAGAACGUGGAGCAGCUGGUGAAGCUGAUCGACCGCGACUCCCGGUCAGUGGUCAAAGAAGCGCUGUUCAGGUGUCUCACGAGGCUGGAGUUGCGGAACAGGCGCUACGUGGACGUUUUCCUCGAGGUAGAGGAGAAUGAAGAGCCGGAUGUCGCCAUCAGCGCCCUGCAGUUGCUCGCCAAAGCUUUUCAGCUGACCGAAGCCUACAUGCCAACCCCAGAUCUUGACAGGUAUGUCACGAUGUUUGUUAGGAAUGCGGUACGACGGGAGCCCAAUGUGCCCGGCCUCUUGGACCUGGCCGCCGAGUGCGCAGCAAGACGCUGCCACGGGGCUCCCUACUCCUUGGAACGGCUUCCUGUCGAGUUGCAAGUGCUCGUCACCGCCAAGCGGAAGGCCAUGCAAUCCAAAGACAAGGUGAAGCUGCAGAAGGCGCUUAAGGUGUGCAUGCUCGCCGUCGGAGGUGUACUACACAGCAGGCUGCUCAACGGCAUCUUGCCCGAGUGCAUUGCGAUGUUACAGCCGGGCAACCGGUGGCAGGAACGGGAAGGCGGACUUCUGGUGCUGGGCUGCGCAUUGCAGAGCUGCUAUUAUUAUGAUCAUCCGGGUGUCGGCGAUCAGCUGCUUCCGCUGAUCCUUACGGCGCUUUCAGACCCUCAGGCCAAGGUGCGGAAGAUGUGCGCCUGGGCUGCGUCCCGACUCCUGCGCUGCCUCGAUGUCGAGCAGCAGAGCGCACUGGCCGUGCACCUGGUGCGCGGGUUGGACGAUUUCCCAGUGCGACACACCGCGUGGAAGGCCCUCACCCACUCCGGGCAGGAGCCUGUCGCUCAAGUCAUUCUCCGCGAGUGCGUGGCGCACUACGUUCCGCUCGAGAGACAGGAAGAAGGAGUAGAUGGAGGAGGAGGUGACGAUGAGUCGGUGCAGAUCAACCCUUACGUGCUGCGCACGAUGGCCCACUGGCUGCGGGUACUCGGGGAGCACCGGGUCAGGGCCACCAGCGAAGUGCGGAGGUGCGCCCAAGUGCUCUUCAAGAGGCUCCCGCAGACACUGGCCAAAGAUCGAAAGCCGGCGUACGGCGGGCUUAUGCUGCGGGCGAUCAGCGCCGUGUGUCAGUCACUCGAAUGGAUGAUCGAGCUCGGCCCCGCGAAGGUGGUGCAAACCUUCGAACAGCAAUACACAGAGUUAGUUGCGCUGGUUCGUUCGCAGAAGAAGAGCGAUAACGAAACGCGCUUGCAGGCAUGCCUGGAUGUCUUUGCCAGCGUGCUUCGUCACGACCAGCUUCAUGUGCUGAGCCAAGAGCACGCUCCCCAGUGGGUCCGCUACUGUUUCGCCUACUGCGCGGGCGGGAUGCACACUGACUCUGGGCUGAGCGUACUCUACUGGCUCACCAUGCGCUUCCCCGAGCGUGUGGCUCCGCUGCUCCCGGAUAUCAUACCCGCCGCGCUUGCCCUCUCCCGAAGCGAGCGACGAGACCGGGACCUCGCCAUGUGCCUACACGCCAUGGCCAGCAGGCUCGGGGCAGAAAUGCGGCCCUGGGUCGCGCGGCUGUCAUCUGCCCUUGCGCACGAGGCCUCUGCAUUCCCAAACGACCUGGCGCUGCGCUGUUGCGUGCAGAUGGUGCCGUACGGCCUGGGCGACAUCGACGACCGCGCGCUCUUCCUCCUGGCGCACACCAGCGCCGACACCCUGCGCCCGUGGACCGAUCCGUGCUUCAAGGCCGAACCGCCGCACAGGUUCGAGGUGCCAAUCGAAUCGCUGACCGAUCUGAUCGUCGAGUUGGUCGUUCGGCGAUCGCUCGAGUGCAGCCCGCGGGAUGCCGUGCCCGUGUUCACGGUACUCAUCGACCGCCUCCAGCGGUCCACCCUCGCCGUCAAGGGCAGCGAAGACGCCGCCGCCUCGACAGAUCCGGCCGUGCGGGAGAAGGUGAGCGCGGCGCUCCACGCCCUGGCCGCCAAGAUGGGCGACAAAGUGGUCGCCGACAAGCAGUUCAGGUGGCGCCCGUUCCGCGAAGGGCUGCAGCGGUACCUGCCCGCCGACAGCGCCCUCCUCGCCUCACUCCUCGGUUGA
Molecule: messenger RNA, 2778 nt
Organism: Acanthamoeba castellanii str. Neff
Lineage: Eukaryota; Discosea; Longamoebia; Acanthamoebidae
Product: HEAT repeat domain containing protein
Exons: 14
Coding region: 1-2778 (925 amino acids)
Molecular function (GO): protein binding
Source: RefSeq, a predicted model, not a curated record